Molecule: messenger RNA, 1142 nt
Organism: Cydia fagiglandana
Lineage: Eukaryota; Metazoa; Arthropoda; Insecta; Lepidoptera; Tortricidae
Product: trypsin-6-like
Exons: 8
Coding region: 129-1124 (331 amino acids)
Biological process (GO): proteolysis
Molecular function (GO): serine-type endopeptidase activity
Source: RefSeq, a predicted model, not a curated record
CAUUUCUCGCUAAACAGUUGAAAGUGACCACAUCGGUUUGCAGUUUACUUCAGUGCGGUUACUCAAAAUGCUAAAGCUUUUACUGUUCUUAGUGAUUGUUGUUUUUGCUGUUGUCAUAUUUUUAUAGGAUGUUUAAAAACUCGCAAGUUUCUCAAAUACAAUUUAAUAUGUUACGUAGACUUUUAAAUUAUUUUGUAGGUUUAAUGGUUAUUAUAAGUUAUAGGGAUAUUGAAUGUGGUACGAUUACAACAAAAGUACAAGCGACUGAGCAGGAGUGUGAGUUUCCGCCGAAGUUCGAAGAGGACCUUACGCAUUUGCGGCGCAAGCGGCUGACCACGGAGAACGGCCUCGUGUGCCUGGAAGACUACCCCUACACUGUCUCUGUCAGAUUACACUAUAAACACUGGUGUGGUGGUGCUCUGGUCGGAAAAGAGUGGGUGUUGACGGCAGGACAGUGUUUUGACUAUGUUACCAAGGACGAGGUGUCAGUCCGUGUCGGUUCCGUUUUCCGUGAUUUUGGCGGCAAAAUAUUUGCUGUCACGGAGAUCGUCAGGCACCCAGAGUACAGGAUAGACCAGUACUAUCCUGAGCAUAACCUAGCCCUCAUUAAGCUAAACAUGCCGGUGACGCGGAGUAACCGCGUGCAGCCAGUGGCGCUUGCCCCGCCUUCUUCAGACGAUCCGCCGAAAUAUGGCCACAUCGUCGUCACGGGAUACGGCGCCAUCUCCGGUCAAAUCCGCGAGGGUCAGAACCAGGAGCUCAGAAGAAUGAUAGUACAAGACGUGCCUCGCGCGUCGUGCCGUCUCCUCUACGGGAACGGGUUUCGGCUGCAAUCCGACCAUAUGUGUCUGCAGAGCACGGUCAAAGGCAUCGCUUUGUGUGCAGGUGACACAGGCGACCCAGCCGUACACUUUAGCGGCGCUUCCAAAGGCGGCACGCUAUACGGCAUCGCGCUCUUCUCCGGGACCGAGGAGUGCACGUACAAGUCCAAGCCUGGAAUUUAUGCUAAGAUAUCUCACAGCCGCGUGUGGCUGGACUCGAUCCUGAAGGCAAUUCCCAUCACUUCAGUGCCCGCGGACAGUGCCGACAGCAGUGAUAACGUUAUUUUGUCCGAGAGCGAAUAAACACGAUUUCAAAAAAUA